Molecule: messenger RNA, 754 nt
Organism: Umbelopsis ramanniana AG
Lineage: Eukaryota; Fungi; Mucoromycota; Umbelopsidomycetes; Umbelopsidales; Umbelopsidaceae
Exons: 6
Coding region: 324-575 (83 amino acids)
Biological process (GO): chromosome condensation; negative regulation of DNA recombination; nucleosome assembly
Cellular component (GO): nucleus; nucleosome
Molecular function (GO): double-stranded DNA binding; nucleosomal DNA binding
Source: RefSeq, a predicted model, not a curated record
CUGGACUGAGUUGAGGAUAGAGUAGGGGUGUUUCAAAAAUAUGGCGGUACUUACGACGCAGGCGAUUCUCAAAUCUGAAGAAUAUAGCGAGCAAUGAGCGUCAACAUAGCAAUGGGCUACAAAUGCAAAUGAAGAUUUUCUUACUGGAAUUCAUUUUUUAAUUGUGUUUGAAAAAGAGGUUGAGAAUGUUCAAGAGAAACCGAUCAAAGAGAGGCAACAAGGCUUAAUUUUUUGCCCAUAAAAGUGGAUACGAUCGGACUCAAAAUCCAGGCCUGUUCCUUUUCCCAACUUCUGAUUCUGAAUCUCAGUCUUUUUCAUCCCCAAUGUCGAAAUCUCAAACCAAAGCCAAGGCUGAUCAUCCAAAGUAUGAGGAUAUGAUCAAAGCCGCUAUUGUUGCUCUCAAAGAUCGCACUGGUUCAAGUCGUCAAGCUAUCAAGAAGUACUUAUUGGCAAACUACAAGCUUACUCCUGGAAACCACUUCGAUGCCCAAGUUAAUAAUGCCAUCAAGAAAGGUGCAGAGAAGGGUGUCUUUAAUCUUCCCAAAGCGGUAGUGUCAAGCUUGCUAAACCAGUAGCUAAAAAGCCAGCUGAAGGUAAAUCCACAACCAAGAAGACAGCUGUGAAGAAGGCUCCUGCUGCCAAGAAAGCUCCUGCCGCCAAAAAGACUGCCACUACAAAGAAAGCACCAACGGCUGCCAAGGCUACCAAGGCUAAACCAACCACUGCUCAAAAGAAGAAGGUUGCAACUGCUAUC